Messenger RNA from Clupea harengus (Atlantic herring), 4717 nucleotides. It is a transcript of the gene rgl2, whose product is annotated as ral guanine nucleotide dissociation stimulator-like 2. Gene Ontology annotation, cellular component: plasma membrane. The record is from RefSeq and is a predicted model, not a curated record. Gene Ontology annotation, molecular function: guanyl-nucleotide exchange factor activity. Lineage: Eukaryota; Metazoa; Chordata; Actinopteri; Clupeiformes; Clupeidae. Gene Ontology annotation, biological process: Ras protein signal transduction.
UUGACAUAAAAAAAACACUGUCUUGUGAAACAGUAAAGAAGAAAGACUGGGUUAAAAAAAGAUAUGUGCAGCAGUGGAUUGAGUUGGAGACUAAACAAACGAAUAGAUAACGUACUGAAAUAGCAUUCAGCCCGUCGCUGCUCAUUUCAGGGUCGGGCAGGCUGAGAAAGACAUGGGGAACAGUCUGACAGAACACUCAUGAUAAUUUGAAUUAUUAUCAUAGUUUAUGGGUUGAAAGAACGGACGCGUAUUUUCUGUCCCUCUUGCAAAUACUGUUUGUAAACUCGGCUAUCAUGAGACCAGGAAAGGAUUGCUUUAAAAAGUCACAUGAAGAAAUUAGAAUGACUCAUAACCCACAGCCUGUAGCAGGUUCUAUGCACUCAAGAUGAUCCAUUUCAUCGUUGACAAUGAUGCUUAAAGAAAUUUCAAAAUAUCUCAUGACUAGCUUCGCAUCUUUACCCCGAAGGAUAAACUCCAAUCCCUUUCAAUUCCAGAAAACCUCACUUUCCUUUAUUCACAGUUGCCAUAGUGCCAAGGAUUAGCCUACUCGCUGAUAAUCACCUUAAGCGCUGCAUAGCUGUUGAAAAGUUUAAAUCACUCUCUCAUCAAAGGGCAUGUGUUUGCUCCAUACUAUUUUUCUUUCUCAGUAGCCUAAGCUUCACUGUAAUGUGCAAUAAACUUCUGAUCCUUUUCCUCUCCACGCAUGCCUCAAAAACACAUUUUCCUCUCCACGCAUGCCUUAAAAACAUGUUAUACUGCUGGGCAGUAUAGUUGCAAUUGGAAGGAGAACGGUUUUAGGCUAUUUUACAAUAUUCUUCCCCGCCAAAUAAUUUGCCAGAGGUGCUCUGCCUCAAUGCACCAAACGCGUCGAGCACGUAGCCGAAAUGACAGGAACUGCGCCGUCAGAGCAAAGGGAGGGAGUGUGCAGCACACGGAUACGUUCAGUUUGCCAGUGUAAUCACACGAUAAGGCUUGACAGGCGACCGGGGGGAGGCAGAGAUAUGGAGGAGGAGAAACCCUGACAUUUUAGAGGCAUCUGUGAACGAGACCGGAUGGACACCGUGGUCGACCAUUAGCAGGUAUCAAUUUACCCUUGUGGAUACCGCAACGAUAUAUGACCGAUGCGAAUCACGCUCCAAGCCUCCGAGCGCAUAUGAAGACAACGUAGACUACAUACACGGAGGCGUAAGUUGCCUUGGUUUUUAGGAAUGUUAUGCCAUCUCCACCAUGCUUUCCCGUAACAUGCGUACGGCUGCUGUGGACUUGCCUGGGGUGGGAUCCAGGGAUGUGCCUCUCAUCGCCUACCGGCCCCUGCGGCCUGACACAGACCGGCCGUGUGAUGGCUCAGGCAAAAUGUCAGACAGAAGGCAAAGCGACACUACACAGGUAGAGCCUUCACCCAUGAAAACGACGUGGUACUGCCCACUGGACCUGUCGACUGUGUCCGAAGAGGAGGAGGACGGCAUCCUAUACACCGUCGUGGUGAAGCAACAGCAUGGCUCUCCCACUAGUCCACUGUCCCCCAGGUUCCGCUCGCGGUGUGUGAAGGCGGGCACGGAGGAGAAGCUGGUCCUCCACCUCCUGCACGCCUUCUCCAUGAGCGACUCGUCCUUCGUCUCCAUCUUCCUCUCCACCUACCGCUCCUUCACCACCACGGAGAGGGUGCUGGGCGUCCUCGCCGACAGACUAGAGCACCCACCUGGAGAGAGCAAGAGGACUCAGACGAGACAGGCGUUCAACAAGGCUGUGUGCACACUGUUCAGCACGUGGCUGACUGAGUACCCUGAAGACUUCCGCCUCCUGGGGGACCCCUCGUGUCUGCUGCGCGUGGCCCCCCUGCUCCCGGGGGACCCGGCCGGGGCCGACCUGAGGGAGCGCAUCCUGAGGGUGGCCGAGGAGCUGAGUGAGAGAGCGUUGCUCUCUGACCCACCCAGAGACAGGGGCUUCUCCGUCAGUUCCACGGGCGACAGGACGCUGUUUGAUGCCCGCCUCGUCCUCGGCUUCUGUGCCGACGUCAUCGCUGAGCAGCUCACUAAGAUCGAGACAGAGCUGUUUCUGCAGCUGGUGCCCUACCACUGCCUGGGCUCGCUGUGGUCCCAGCGGGACAAGAAGGGCCACGAGGGCCAGUGCUGGUCGGUGCGGGAGACGGUGCGCCAGUUCAACCGGCUGGCCAACGCCGUCAGCGCCUCCUGCCUGUGGCGCACGGACCUGCGCAGCCAGCAGAGGGCCCGGCUGUUAGAGAAGUGGAUCAGCGUGGCCGAGGCCUGCCGCGCCAGAAAGAACUUCUCCUCCCUCUACGCCAUUGUGUCUGCGCUCCAGAGUAACCCCUUGCACAGACUGAGACGGACCUGGCAGGAAACUGACAGGGAGGCGGUAAAACGAUACGAGGAGCUGUCUUCCAUUUUCUCCGAGCAAGACAACUACUCGCAAAGCCGCGAGCUCCUGAAGGAGGAGGGCACUUCUAAAUUUGCUAAUCUGGACUCGAAGUCCAGUGCUCAGGGCACGGUGCCGUACCUGGGCAUCUUCCUCACUGACCUCACCAUGCUGGACACUGCUGUAAAGGACAAACUGGAGAAUGGCUACAUCAACUUUGACAAGAGAAGACGGGAGUUUGAGGUUCUCGCCCAGAUCCGACUCCUACAGUCCUCGUGUAAAAACUGCUCGUUCACCUCAGACGAGGCCUUUCUGCAAUGGUAUCUGGGUGUACCCACGCUGAGCGAAGAAGAGAGCUACAGGCUAUCCAAUCAGAUCGAAGUUCCCUGUGAACCCAGCCCUGCCCGCAGUGUGAACCCCACUGUGGUCGUCACCCAGUGUCCCAGUAUGCACUUUGCUGUGAGCAAUCCUGCACUUGAGCCUGAAGGAAUAUUUGACUUCCCCUCGCCAGUCAACCAGCUCCUGUCCAAGCUUGCACGGCACAUGAAAUCCCCGUCUGUCUCCUGCCUGGAUGUCGACUCAUCCCCUCCUGUACCAGCUGACCCCACCCCCUCCGCACUGACGCCAUCCACACCUGUCAAAUCACACCGCCGGUCCGUCUCCUGCGGCAACAAUCCCACCAGUAACAACCAAGGGUCGGCGCCCGACAUGAGAAUCAUCCGGAUAGGCAUGGAUCUGCAAGAUGGAAAUUUGUACCGAAGCAUUCUGGUUACGAGCAAUGACAAAACUCCCUCGGUAAUCCGCUCAGCAUUAGAGAAGCAUAACCAGGACGGCAGAGAAGCCUCCAAAUAUGAGCUUAUCCAGCUGCUGCCGGAGGGGAAAGAAUUGACUAUUCCGGCCACAGGAAAUGUCUUUUACGCCAUGACCUCAUCGAGUGUCGACUUCCUGCUGAGGAGACGCAAGGGAAGCCCGCCGGCCGGGUCGCCGUCCAUCGGCACCGAGACCAGCGCCAGCGCCACCUUCCCUCGGGCCAAAACCAAAGCUCACCGGCUGGUCCGCACACUCUUCUGACGCUCGGCGUCCACUUCCAAGUAUUCACAAGGAGCCUACAAGGGGGGGUUAUGAUCCAGGUUCACAAAGUGAUCAAGAUUUCCUCGUCAGCUCAGCACAACUGUUGAACCAGGAGUUGAGACGAAUCAGCUGGCCCCUGUGUAUGAGCGAUGCAAAGCUCUGGACUUUUCUGCACUGGGCGAUGACCUAUGACCUUUUCAAACUCUGCCAUUCAAAGCACCAAGAGCCCAAGUACUGACUUCAUGACGAAGUCAACAUAGGUGACGCAUAAGUAGGAAGAAUACAUAUUUUUGAGGACCAGCUCAGUAUGUAUACACAUAUAUAUUUUAUUUUAUGAAACACAUUUCAUAUGCCAUGGUUUUAAUUGCAAUGCAAUCCAGUUGCAAUGGCCUUAAUCAAGAGGUUUUCAUUAAGAUGGAGGAGAAGUACAAGAGGUUCUUCUGAAAUUGCAGUCGUGUAUCUAUCUAUAGGGUCACCUGUUUGCCUUCAUGAUCAUCGUCAGAGAUUGUGUUUUCGGUUGCUGCAGUAACACAGGCGAACUAACUGAAACAUUACACUAACCUAGUGUUGAGAGCACUUACAGAUGGUACUUCGGACUUGCCCAGUGAUAUUACCUUCUCUCUGCACUGUUCCAUCUGCGCCCUAAAUGCGUGACCAUCCAUACUACCAAACCAAAGUUUUAAGUCUAAAUAUGCAUUAUGCUUCAACCAUCAUGAAGUACAUUACAUUUCAGCAUACUUGAAGCACUGCCGGCAUAGCUUUGACCAAAUAUUCAUCUGCACAGUUUUUCUUCUUUUUUUUUAAAGAAUAUGCAAAUAUUGGUAAAAAAUAGAGAAUGUAAAAAAGAAAAACAUUUAAGAGCAACAUAAGCUGGUGUAUGUAAUGCCUUAUUUGGGGUAUAGCUGAAACUGUUGAGGAAACAGUUUUUCGCUGGUUAGCUGUUAAGCUCUGGUGACACCUGGCUGCCUGUAUCAGUGGUGCUGUUGACGUCUCCCCCGAGACUGAGGCACUAAUAAGGGCUAGGAAGAGGAGGCGUUCUCGUGUCUUUGUCGUGCGUUCUGUUUGUCCCCUGUUGUUGCCUGUAGUCUCUCGUUGUUAAGUGCCUUGUGUUCUCAGGUGCCCAUGCCUUCAUGCAUGCUUUGAACUGCACUUGGUCAGAGUUCAAAGGUAGAGAGUCGUUUCUGUACAGUAUAAUAUGUCUAUGACCAAUGAUGAUGCACUACAGUACGUACUACCUGGUCUUGAUGUACAAUAAAGUUAUGUUUUGAUAUAA